This is a messenger RNA of Hypanus sabinus (Atlantic stingray), 4546 nucleotides long. It is a transcript of the gene gfi1aa, whose product is annotated as growth factor independent 1A transcription repressor a. Bases 289 to 1449 code for a protein of 386 amino acids. Lineage: Eukaryota; Metazoa; Chordata; Chondrichthyes; Myliobatiformes; Dasyatidae. The transcript is spliced from 7 exons. The record is from RefSeq and is a predicted model, not a curated record. Gene Ontology annotation, cellular component: nucleus.
GUUAUAUAAAGUACUCAGUUCCCAGUCUGCUUGUUAUUAACGUCUGAUAGACCAGUCGGAUUGUAGCAAUGCUGCAGAGGGGGAGAGAAUCCGUCUCCACUAUCAUCACUCACGCCGCACCUUGCACUUGAUAGUCGCAGGUUUGGACUCUCCCGCUGGCCCCUCUGUUAGUGACCCGCACCCAGCGAAAGCUGAGCUCAAAUCGAAGGCACCUCUCUCUCUCUCAAAAAAAAGAUUCCGUUGCUGCUGAAACUGAUUUUCUCCAAGCCGUGCGAGUAAGGCAGCGAGAUGCCACGCUCAUUCCUGGUGAAGAGCAAGAAAGCCCAUAGCUACCAUCAACACAGACCCAUCGAGGAUGACUACAACAGCAGGCUGGAGCACAUCCUGGCACACAUCUCCUUAGACCGUAAGAUGGCGGAAGACGCCCCCUCUGCAGAUUCCAAAGGCGGAGUUUCGCCUAAUCCCCAAGCGGUGGAGGCGAGCGUCGUGCCGGAGUCUCCCGUGAGCAGCGAGGAUGGUGUCUGUGGUAGAACUUCCGAGUAUGAGAAUUUCUGGAGGCCCCCCUCUCCGUCUGCAUCGCCAGACUCUGAGAAAUCUCUCUCCCCGUCUCUGGAUGAGAAUCAUCCCUUCGCGGUGCCUCUGAAGCAGUUUGGAUGGAGUAACUACACAGGUUCCGAGUUGAAGUUCCUGAAUUACCGCCCCCCAGCUCUGGAGCGGAGCUCCGCCGUGGGGCUGUACAACGAACGAAACUCCAUUGCUGGCCUCUACCCUAGCCCCGCCCCGGGCUUUUACAACGACCACGGUCCGGCUCACGGGCUUUACGGCGACCUCAACACCGCGUCCACUCUGUACAACGAGCGGAGCCGCAACUUCGAGAAAAGUGACGAAGUGAAAACGGAAUCCGGGCUCCUUUGCACCCGACUGCUUCUCAACAACGGCUCCUACAAGUGCAUCAAAUGCAGCAAGGUCUUCUCCACUCCUCACGGUCUGGAAGUCCACGUCCGCCGGUCUCACAGCGGUACACGCCCUUUCGCCUGUGACAUUUGCGGCAAAACCUUCGGCCAUGCGGUCAGUCUGGAACAACAUAAAACUGUUCACUCGCAGGAAAGGAGUUUUGACUGCAAAAUCUGCGGGAAAACAUUUAAAAGAUCGUCCACAUUGUCCACGCACCUGUUGAUCCACUCAGACACCAGGCCCUACCCAUGUCAAUUUUGCGGGAAGAGAUUUCAUCAGAAGUCAGACAUGAAAAAGCACACCUUCAUCCACACAGGUGAAAAGCCCCAUAAGUGCCAGGUAUGCGGCAAAGCUUUCAGCCAGAGCUCGAAUCUGAUCACCCACAGCCGCAAACACACCGGAUUCAAGCCGUUCGGCUGCGACCUGUGCGGCAAAGGGUUCCAGAGGAAGGUGGAUCUCCGGAGACAUCGCGAGACACAGCAUGACAUCAAAUAGACCUGGAAAAAUAUAAUUCUGGACUCCUGCACAGCAAGGGGCCACGCGAAACUCUACCUGGGAUUAUAACCCUGGUCCUUCUGUGACCCACGCUGCCCACUGACCAGCUGCGGCCUUAAACCACCGUCAGACUCUUAACAGCAGGUGCUCGUUCGAUUUGUGCAGUGUUUCGGAAGCAAACUUUUUUUUAAAUAAUUGUAAAUGGGUGCAUCAUUGUUACAAUAUUUUUGGGAUGCAUGCGUUUAAACCAUCUGAAAGAUGCUUUAUUUCUGAUCAGUAAAGGGAACAGUCUGAUUCCCCGUUGCUCAACGUUGUAACCUGUGACUUUGAAAUAGAAGCACAGUAAUAAUUUAUAUCUAAAAAUCCCGGAAGGCCAGUCCGCCACAGCCCGGCGACCCUUGGUAAAUUUUCUAAAAUCCACUUACAGCUUCCACUUAAGCACCCAUCGAAAGUCUUACAGAAACAAAAUGCAGUAGUUGAACAAAUAAUUGCAUUGUAAAACUCAUUGUGAUCUACAUAUUUCGCAUGUCAUUACCAUUGAUUCGUAUCAACUGUUAAGAGCGGAAAACGUCAAUGAUUUUGUUUCUGGGAGACCUGGUAUUUAAUCGCACGUCGCAGGAACGGGAGAGAUUCCCGUCACCUUUGAGGCGACGAAGCUGCCCAAACGCCAGCAGGAAGACCUUCGGGAGCAGACAGGUAUCCCUAAUGAUUCGAAAUCGGCCCUCGGAAACCCAUAGCCUGGAAAGAGAAGGGUGGGCCAGGAACCCUCCGAGAUAUGAUAACCACGACCAUCUCAGGAAAGGAGACAAACGAAGCUGCGGUAACUACGGAGAGUUCUCCUUGUACGCGGUCAACGAGAAGGUCAUUGUUAGGAUCCUCCGGUGCCUGAAGAGCUGUUCCUCCAUUUGAAACGGGAGCUUUGCCCGUAGAGGAACAAUGAAGCUGAACUUCAUCGGAUGCCAACUCGAAUACAAGUGCAGUGAGCAGUGCCCAAUGUCACACUGGCCUUCUUUGAUCUGACAGAGACCGUGGGCAUCCUUCUCGAAUUUGCCGCAGGCCACGAUUUUAACCAACAACAGAUCCGAUCUCGGUGAAGACAAUGGCCAGCAACGGUGCGUCACCUGUGCACCCCUCUGUAACACUCCAAGUCAAUUCCCACUGGAAUGGAACGAACCCCCGGGACAGACGGGAAAAUAUCCAACCCGCCAUACUUACACUCCGCAAUCGAAGUAAUCUCCGCUUCAGUUUUCAAGCCUGGUACAAUACAAUUGGUGUAUCUCCACCUUUGGAGAACUAGCUCCAGAUUACGACAGGCAUUAAAUUUAAUUCCCACAAACCCAAGGUCCGACAGCAUCCUCCCCCUGUGGUACACCAAGGAGCACCAUGAAACGCCGACAGGCCCUGAUGAUGAAAUCCGCCAUUACCUCCAUUGCACUCAAUUCUCCUUCGGCCAUCUGAAAGAAACGUUGAAGAACAAGACCUCCAGUCCAAAAGUUCUUGGGUUGACGCGGAGAAAUGAUCACGGCCCUCCUGUGCACUUUUGGGGGAUGGGUUAUUAGUGGUGCAAUGACACCAGUUGAAUGUGAAAUUCUCCUAAGGCGAUGUCUAUGGGUGGGUCGUCAGCUAGCUGUAGAGGCUGAUGCGGGAUGGACUACCUCUGGCACUGGAUGACCGCCACCAACACUGAAAUCUCCAAAUCUACUGCUGUCCAUUUCCCACCACUUACCUCCCAAUUGCUCUCAGAAGGCUCCGCUGGACAGGUUGCAUUGUUUACGUAACCUAAGUACUCGAAUUCAAGUCCCUAUUGGGCAAGAGAUUACCAAGUGGGCACGGAGAAAACCUCAAGAAUUUCCCCCCAGUCUCCUUGAAACAAAAUUGUAAAAUCCCCAUCUAGUUGUCAGGGAUCCUGCUCAAAAUGGUGAAGGGUUGGUUUGGGAAUUACACGCCCCUUCACAGGAACACCAGGAAGCCCAAUGUAUCUGGCGGAAAGGAGAUACAUUCCUAUUCUACAUUCACCUGUCUAACUACCCACCCGCCAUCUCUGUCAGACACAUCCUGUAACAGAGUGGGUCCUGCCUUCGCCUCAUUUCUCAGAGACCCUAUGGAACUGGGAUGGAAACUGGCCACCCCCUGUCCCAGGGGGCUGUACGUGAAGAAGGAACCUCUCAGCAGGUUUUUACAUUACAAGAAAUAGGUUCGCCCCUACUCUGACGGUCCGCAACAGCGGUCCCGCGGAGAUGUGUUUGCUAAAUAGAUCAAUCUAAUAUUUAUUGUAACUCGCUUUGAGUUUUUUUUUAAGAGAUGAUAAAGUAAUUAGGGGACACAAGAGGCUGCAGACACUGGAAACCUGGAGAAACACUAACAGAAGGAACUCAGCGGGUCAGGCGGCGCCGUGGAGGGGAAUGGAUAGAUAACGCUUCCGGUCCAGACCCCUCAUUAGGUGACCUCCAUAGAUACUGUCUGACCCGCUGAGUUCUUCCAGAUAUUCUUUGUGUUAAUAACGUCAUUAAAUGCUCAAGAGAAAAUUGGAAAUAACAUAGCUUCAAUAAACUCCCUUCUGCGGGAAUGUAUCUAUCAUGAGUCUUACAGUAUACAAGCUUUAGGAAGUCUUUCAUCAAUUGAAAUCAUCAUUCAAAGUCAAAAGGGGAGUCCGUAGAAGAUUUCUUCCUUUUAUUUUUUUUAAAUUGAAACAGAGUAAUUUAAAAAGUGCCUUAUAUAUGAGAGUCAUUAAAUAACACAGACUCCGGUCUUUAUCACGACCUACAUGCGUCCGGCAGCAAGUAUAAAUAUUCCGGUGAAUGGUUUCGGCCUGUAACGUCGACUGUUACUCCUCGCCAUAAAUGCUGCCUGGCUUGCUGACUUCCUCCAGCAUUGUGUGUGUGUUCCUCAAGGUUUCCAACUGCAUAAUCUCUUGAGUUUAAUAUUAGAAGCUAGUUUUUUUGGGAGAGCAUUAGAAUUGGUGAAAAGGGAAAAUUGACUAAUGAGUAAAGGCCACCAAAUUCAGAGGUGGAACGCCUUACUCAAGUUUGUGAAUUUUGUGUUAACUUGUGUGUGAUACUAUAAUAUAUUGCAAUUUAUUUAUUCAUAACGCCAAGGA